This is a messenger RNA of Pomacea canaliculata, 5943 nucleotides long. RefSeq names its product amidophosphoribosyltransferase-like. The transcript has 13 exons. The coding region runs from base 422 to 1954 and encodes 510 amino acids. Gene Ontology annotation, biological process: purine nucleotide biosynthetic process; purine nucleobase biosynthetic process. The record is from RefSeq and is a predicted model, not a curated record. Gene Ontology annotation, molecular function: amidophosphoribosyltransferase activity. Lineage: Eukaryota; Metazoa; Mollusca; Gastropoda; Architaenioglossa; Ampullariidae.
CAUGCUUUCUUUCCGAUGAUGUUUCACCAAUCUGGAAAUCAGUAACACGCGCGAAGAAAACACGUGGGCCAAUAAGAAAAUCCUACGCAGAAAGAAAUAGAUCUGACAGUGUAUGCAACCCUUUACUAAAGCGAUCAACUAUCAGUAAAAUUCGAUGAAAGUCGUAUAAAAUUUAACAGCCGCAAAGCUUUAUUAAGUGUGAAAGCGAAGUAAUACACAGCGUUUGUAAAAGUAGUUCAUUAUUAAAAAAAACCAAGCACGUGUUUGUGGCGCGCAAUGCCGUAUCACCAAAUGUUGUUGUCGUAAGGGUCAAAUCUGAUGUAAUGACACGGAUAGUAGUGACACAGUUACAGACUUCAAUGUACUUGUCUCAAACUAUGUAUUCUUGUCAUUUCUUUCUGUGUCAUCACUAAUAUCAGUCAUGAGUAGAGGAGAGCCUAGUCAUGCUGGACAAGAAAGGGCUUCAGAUGCAGAAUAUGGACUGCGUGAAGCCUGCGGGGUUUUUGGUUGUGUGGCAACAGAUUCCUGGCCUACUGAUCUUGAUGUUGCACACAUUGUGCACUUGGGGCUAAUUGGACUUCAGCACAGGGGCCAGGAAAGUGCUGGAAUAGUGACUUCAACAGGCGAUAACAGACAGAGGUUUUCUUCCAAGAAGUACAUGGGACUUGUCAACUCAUUUACAGAGGAGGAUCUUAAAAAACUGAGGGGGAACCUAGGAAUUGGACAUACUCGGUACUCCACACAAGGAGAUUCAGACCUGGUGAACGUUCAGCCUUUUGUCGUUGAGACAUUGCAUGGAUUGAUUGCUGUGGCACAUAAUGGUGAAUUGGUGAAUGCAGCCAAGCUAAAGACAAAGCUGUUGCUGCAUGGUGUAGGGCUUUCUACGGGGUCGGAUAGUGAGCUUGUUACACAGCUUCUUACUCACCAGCCAGACUGUGGUGAACCUAAUGGUGCCAACUGGAUUGGAAGGAUCCAGAAAAUGAUGUCUGAAGCACCAUUGUCUUACUCUCUUCUUAUACUCAUUGUAGACCGCAUUUAUGCCAUUCGCGAUCCCUUUGGAAACAGACCUCUUGUUCUUGGAAAGGUGCUGCCUACUACGAUUCCUCUGUCUGGUGGUAAAAGCUUGAAGAAUGGUGGGGAUAAUGAUGGUUGGGUUGUGUCUUCCGAGUCCUGCUCUCUGCAUGCUGUGGGUGCUGUUUAUUACAGAGAGGUUCUGCCAGGUGAAAUAGUUGAGAUUAGCAGAGAAGGCAUCAAGUCCAAGUGCAUUGUUCCAAGGCCAGAAGCUAAAUUACCAGCCUUCUGCAUUUUUGAAUAUGUCUAUUUUGCUCGACCUGACUCCAUUAUGGAAGGUCAGAUGGUGCAUAGUGUUCGACAGAGAUGUGGGCGCAGGCUUGCAUUAGAGUGUCCUGUGGAUGUGGAUCUUGUCAGCUGUGUCCCAGAGUCAGCUUGCCCAGCUGCGAUGGAGUAUGCCUCAACUCUUGGCUUGCCCUACAGAGAGGUUCUGUGCAAAAAUCGCUAUGUUGGACGCACCUUCAUUCAGCCAAGCAUGAGAUUACGGCAGCUUGGAGUAGCAAAAAAGUUCGGGCCACUGACUGACAAUUUUCGCAACAAGCGCAUCGUGUUGGUUGAUGAUUCCAUUGUGAGGGGGAAUACAAUGGCAGCCAUUGUACGUCUGCUGAAGAACUUCGGUGCUAAAGAGGUCCACAUCAGAGUUGCUUCUCCUCCACUUCGUUAUCCUUGUUACAUGGGAAUUAACAUACCUACACGUGAGGAACUUAUCGCUAAUAAUAUGAGCAUUGCUGAAAUUGCAGAGUUCAUAGGUGCAGAAAGUGUUGCAUACUUGUCCAUUGAAGGUCUGGUUGAAGCUGUGCAAGAAGGAAUCGAGAAAAAAGAAGAACAUGGACACUGUACAGCCUGUCUGUCAGGACAAUAUCCUGUGAAUCCAGAUUGGUAGAAGAGACAAUUAAUGUAUCCUGAGAAAAUUUUCUAUGAUAUUAACGGGAAAGUAAAAGAAUGAAAGAUGAGAUGAGUAAAUGUUGGGUUUUUUUAAUUUUGAUUAUUAUUAAUGCAUUUUUUUUUAACCUUGUCAGACUUAUAUCAGAACUAGAGCAUAUCAUGUUACAGGUUACUAAAUUUUCAAAGGAAGAGGUAUUACAGAAAAUGUUUCCACCCUGUUGUGAUGUCUGUUGUAUCUUUCAAUAAUUAUACUUUGUUCACGGGUAGAACUAAACUUUAGUUUGUUCAGUUUUGCUCUUUUGCACCCUUAUGGAAUGGUGGCAUAGUGUCGCGUUUGUAUAUUGAAGGAGAGAUGUCUCUUUUGAGUUGUUUGGAGGGGAGAGAUUUUACUAAUUGUUAGUGCAUUUGCACAAACACAUGCACUGGCUUCAACACGUGUUAAGUGCAAAAAGAGGUAUAAAGACUCAUCUUGAAAACUUGUUCGUGGUUUGUAUAUUAUCAGUGGCUUGACUUGGCCUUUUUUGGCUUCUUUAUAACAAAGUUGUUUUGCACAUAGUUUUUCUUAAUGAACCAUUCACCUUAUCCUGUGGUUAUCAUAAGUGUAAUACAUUUGGAAACAGGAAAGGCUGCUCAUAAAUACCAUUUCAUGAUAACUAAACAAUGAUGAUUAAGAAAGGACUACAGCCACAGGAGACAAUACUUCAGUAUGCAUUUAAUGUUUAUUGGAUGUGAGGAGGGGUUUAACUCCUGUGGCUAUAAAAUUAAAUAUGAGGCCUGGCAUUUGCUGUGUGUAAUGCAUAUAUUUAUGUCAGAAGAAUGUUAAGGGUAUUUCUCCACAGAGAUUCCUAGAAUUCCACUGGUGCCACUUUAUAAAUAAAAUUCUGCCUAAUUCAGACCACAUGCAUAGAUCCCCCCCCCCCCCCCCCCCCGAUUAUAUGAGCCUGAAUUCAACUUUCUAUUCUAGACACAGACAGUUCGUUGUGAUUAGAUUAAAAAUAGAAACCCAAAAUCACACAAAAUUCCCCCUUGUUACUUAUUAUAAGCCAUAAAAGGACAAGAUUUAAGAAGAAAUUGUGAACCAUAUUAAUAGUAUUUAUCAUGAUAGGCCAAAAUGUUGAAUGAAGUCCUUUACAAACCUUAAAUGAUCUCUGGAACAUGUACAGGUAUUUUUUUCUGCUCCUCUGACAUUCCUUCUGGGAGAACUUGAGAAGUGUGUAUGACAAAUUCAUUUGGAUAAUUUGCCCAUUUGACUUGACCUUAAAUAUUGAAUGCAAGCACAAUUACAAUUGGUUAUCUAUCUUCAUGUAUUAACAAAUUUAUUUACAGAUAUUGCUACUGUCCAUGGUGAAGUGGUGAUGUUCUUAUAGCAUGAAGUUGCCAUGAUUUUUAAACCUUUUGUUGUGUACAUAUUCAACUUCUCCAAAUGUCAAUUUUGUAUAGUAAAAUUAAUACUGCAUGCAAAGGGUGAUUGUUUUAAAAGGUAAAUGGGAGAGAACGUUUGGAUGUUUAUGAGUUGCAUCUAGUGAAAUCUGUGACAUGUAUCUUUUAAUUUGGCAGUGCAGUUUUUAGAAAUGUGUAAAAGUAUACAAAAAGUUUUCCCCACCUUCGGUACCAUUAUGUAGUCAUGAUGGAUCAAGUAACUCCUAAAAUUAGAAAACAUAAAACUGUUGUUAAGGUGAUCACUUUUUAACUUUUUUUUUUGAACUCUACGUUUACAAUUCACACCUGCGAUGUGAACAUCUUCAUAGCUACAGAUCAUUUUAAUUGUGCUCUGUUUUUCAAAGAGCAGUUUUGAAUGGUAAAAUUGUUUCAGAAGGCAGUUUGUGCUAUGUUUUCAUACAUAGUUUGUUAUGAAGCUUUUGUUAGACAUUUUUCGUUUUAUGUUUUAUUCAGAACUUUUAUUUCUGCUCAUUGGUAACUUCCUAAUAGAUUUUGUUAGUUUGCUCCCAACAUUAUGAUAGCACCUGCAUAAACACUUUUUAUGCGAAAAGGUAGCAACUGGUUUUUUAAAGCAUAUGAAGGGCUCGCAUAAAAAUUUUUUGGUUUUAAAUAUUUUUAUAUAUUUUUAAUAUUUCUCAUUUAAAAAAUGACUGCGAAGAUUAUUGUGUUCUCUAAUUCCCUUUGUAUAAUUUGAUUCUUGGUUUAUAUCAUUUGUCAAACCUGUGUAUGGUGUGUGCAUACAGGUAUUUUUGCUGUGCUGUGCAUUUUUUUGUUUUUGCAACUUUUGCCCAGUCUGAUGUUUGGUUUAAUAUAGAGGAUAUUUUUGGAAGUAAAUCUUGAAUGUAUGAUAUCGGUUUUGCAAUUCCCCUGAAGUAGCUUAUGUGUGCUUUUGUUAAUAUGUUCACUUGAAGACUACAUUCAUGAAUUGAACAGUAGCAGAAGUUGCAAGGCAGUUUGUUUUUGUUUUGUUGUUGUUUUUUUUUUUGGUGGGUGGGGACAGCUUUUGAAAUAGAAUUAGUUCAUGACAAUUAUUUUUGAACUAAGACUUUGUUCUGCACAAAUUUAACAAAAAUACAGCUGUGUUCUUAAGUUUGUUUAAAUUGUGUUCCUCAGAAUUGCUGUAUGGUUUGAACUUGGAUUUCAAAACAUAAACACACAAAAAGGAUCUAUUGGGGUUAAAAUCAUAGCAAUUGCAAUAGAAGACAGCCUAUAUUGUAGUGUUGAUAUUUUUGUCCAGUUAAUGCUAAUGUGAAAGAAGAAGAGCAAAUAAUCAAUUUCCUUACGAUUCUAGGAGCAAUGUGAUGAUCUAAAAAGAUAACUUGCACUGUGUGAAAAUUGCUGAUUCAUUGCAGCUUAAAUAUGCAUAUUUAUUUAGUUUGCCAGAUCAUUCUGUAUGUCCAACCGUUGCAUUUUUCCUGUUACUGCCAGUGGCCUGCUGAUGUACUCUUGUAAACCAUGAGAUCCCAACCCAGCUGAACAAAAGCCACUAGUCUUGCAUGACUCAUCACACAGGCUACUGUUUCCUUGACAAGCUGCUUCUUCAACCUUGUUGCUGGAGACUGGCUUACCUUUGCCUUCAGCUAUGGUUGCUUUUGUGUCUGAGGCAAGCUUUGAUAUCUAUCUUCUGUAAUUUUGCUAAAUGCCAAAUAUUUGGGAAAUUCGCUUUUCUGUAUGCAAUCACAGAAAGUUGUCAGACCUAAUUAACCUCCACUGGCAGGUUGGAACAGCCUCCCUCCCCUUUGAGUGCAACAGCCAGCAUGCUAUCAGCAUCAAUGGGUCCUGAAGAUACAGCUGUCAUAUACUAAGAAAUGGGCACAUAGCAUAUCAGCAUAUUCCCUUAGUCAUAGCUGAUGCUCCAGAGGUUGCUGAAUCUUGUGUUUAAAAGGCUUGGCUUCGCUUUGUUGUUUUGCUAAACUAAGCAAUACAGUGGCUGUCUUCUUUAAGGCAUGACAGCAAAGGAACAGUAUUUCCAGGAGACAAAAUUCAUCUUGCAAAAAAACAAGUGUAAGUACUUUCACUCCCAAUUACACCCCUUUGGUGGGUUACAAAUCUCACAUAUCUGCACCAUUUCAACCCAGUUUUUUGUUUGCUGGAUUUAUUUUCCACUUCCCUGCGGGUGUUCAAUGCUUUCUGCUGUACAGUCCAUUUUCCCCCAAAUGUGCUUUAGAUGCAGCAAGACUUUAUCCUCUCAUAUCUUUUUUGUACAAUGCUCCUGCUGUUUCUUCACUGCCAUUGUGUUGAAACAACCUCUGUGACAGUCAUGUGUGCACCAAAAAUUGACAAAAUACAUUGUUGCUGCCACCACUACUAUUACCACUGAUACUACUACAGCUAAAAAUCACAGCUGCUAGUCAAAAGAUUGUCAGAGAAGAAAAGCAGGCUAGGAAGGGAUAUUUUGGUUCAAUCUAUACUGAUGGCAUUUACCUCAACAUUAGCAGCUACACUAACCAUAAACACCAUGAACUCUGUUUUGAAAUUAUUAUUCUGUGUGGUUAUUUUUUUGACAAGUGCUUUGAUGGUAGGGUAAAAUAAAAUAACUACAUGCAA